This is a messenger RNA of Ambispora leptoticha, 1373 nucleotides long. The record is from the annotation of a GenBank genome assembly. NCBI's taxonomy places the organism in Eukaryota, Fungi, Glomeromycota, Glomeromycetes, Archaeosporales, Ambisporaceae.
CAUUUCGUUUAGAACGUAGGGGUGCAGACAUUAAAAUUCCAGAGUUGCAACUGCCUGACCAUAAGUUGCAACUGCCCGACAUAAAGUCGGAUGUCGUAACUCAAGUCGGAUGUCGUAUUAGAGUUGGAACGAAGCUCUUGUUGACAAUUGACAAUGUGGUAACGCUCAUUCGAGAGACCGCAGAUGCUCUCGUGAGCACCGGACUACGUGACCUUGGAUACAAGUAUCUGAAUCUUGACGACUGUUGGAUGAAAAGUAGGAGCUUCUUCGGGGAGAUUAAUUAUGAUAAUGACAAGUUCCCGUCGGGAAUGAAAAAUCUUUCAGAUUACAUACAUGAGCGUGGAUUGCUGUUUGGAAUUUAUUCGAGCGCUGGAUUCUGGACUUGUCAACGACGCCCAGGCUCAUUAUUUCGUGAAGAUAUUGAUGCGCAAUCAUAUGCUUCCUGGGGUGUUGACUACCUAAAAUACGAUAACUGCUAUAAUUUGGCUCUGGAUGCGACUGGUCGUCCGAUUUUGUACUCGAUAUGUAAUUGGGGUGAACAAGAUCCUUGGACCUGGGGAGCAGGAAUCGGAAACUCAUGGCGUACCACUGGUGACAUAAAUGACGUAUAUCGCGUGAACAAGAAACAAGAUCCACGACACUGUAAUCCGUGCGGGAUGCUCGAAAUUCUGGAUAGCACGGUUGGGCUUGAAGGAUACUCUAAACCUGGUGGUUUCAAUGAUCUUGAUAUGUUAGAGGUUGGAAAUGGCGGCAUGACGCAUGAAGAGUACAAGACACAUUUUUCCUUAUGGGCCGCUCUAAAAUCACCUCUCAUAAUCGGCUGUGAUGUUCGUAAUCUUACUGAUGGAACACGUGAUAUUCUCUCUAACGCGGAAAUUAUCGCAGUUAAUCAAGAUCCGCUUGGGCAAUCGGCGAAAUUGGUGUUCCGGAAAGAUAAUAGCUAUGAUGUGUGGGCGGGAAAAUUGUCCGAGGAGUAUGGACUUCAAAAUGGUGUAGCCAUUUUGUUUAAUCGUGGAGAUACACCACAGAAUGUAACAAUGCCAUUCUCCUUACUGCAACCGUUUUUCCAAAAAUAUUCUACGGACAACAAAACCAAUAAUACAAACGGUACUUCAAACGAAGUGAUGGUUUUUAGUGCUAGAGAUCUGUGGCUUAAAGAGGAGUUAGGAAUCUGGGUUCAAGAGGUUACCACAUACAACAUCCCGUCACAUGGUGUAGUGGUACUAAAACUCACGCUUGUAUAUUGGGGUGAUGACGAUGAAGCACAAAAAUUAUUGAAAUCGCCAAAAUAUAAUGGUACUAGUAUUCAUUAUAAUAAUGGUACUAGUAGUAACAUUCAUAAACGCAGAACUUUUAUUAACAAACGAUGGUAA